Ixodes scapularis (black-legged tick) is the source of this 618-nucleotide messenger RNA. RefSeq names its product DNA-directed RNA polymerases I, II, and III subunit RPABC2 (gene RpII18). NCBI's taxonomy places the organism in Eukaryota, Metazoa, Arthropoda, Arachnida, Ixodida, Ixodidae. Bases 112 to 501 code for a protein of 129 amino acids. The record is from RefSeq and is a predicted model, not a curated record. Gene Ontology annotation, molecular function: DNA binding; DNA-directed RNA polymerase activity. Gene Ontology annotation, biological process: DNA-templated transcription. The transcript has a single exon. Gene Ontology annotation, cellular component: RNA polymerase III complex; RNA polymerase II, core complex; RNA polymerase I complex.
UCCAAUCCAAUCGUCGUGGGCAUCGUUCGUGUGUGAAACGUUCUUGCGUUGCAGCGUGGUACGUGGUUUGUCGGCGGUUUCCUACCGUUCCGAUCAAAAAAGUCAUUCGCCAUGGCCGACGACGAGUAUGAGGCGGACGACGUCGGCGGCGGUGACGACUUUGACGACGUGGACGAGGACGAGAACCUCGACGAGAUCGACCAGAACGACGACGAGAACAUCGAGCUCCUGCAGGCGUCUGACGGCCAGCCGCAACAGAACCAGAAACGCAUCACGACCAUGUAUAUGACCAAGUACGAGCGUGCCAGAGUGCUUGGGACACGAGCGUUACAGAUCGCCAUGUGUGCUCCGGUGAUGGUUGAGCUCGAGGGCGAAACGGACCCGCUUCAGAUUGCCAUGAAGGAGCUCAAGGCGCGCAAGAUACCGAUCAUCAUUCGGAGGUACCUCCCCGACGGCAGUUACGAGGACUGGGGCAUUGAUGAACUCAUUAUCACCGACUGAACAGCCCGAUUAUGAGCCGAACCCCUUGAACGCUGCCCGUGUGCGACGCAGUAGCACCUUCGCUGUACCACGGUGUCGAUGCCUGGUGCUACGCAAUAAAGCAGUCCUCGUUGACGG